UAAGGCAUCCCAAGUAAGGCCACCUCUCUUGGUGUUGGUUUGGUUCACAGAUGGAUGCUAACGUCCGCCAUCGCGCCAUCGCCCUGUUUGCUGAGCUGCCUGGCGUGGUGAAGAAGAAGGAGAAGUACCUCAUUCAGGAGCAGGUGACCCAAAGUCUGGUCCCGCUGUUGCUUCACCUCCAGGACGAGGAGCCGGAGGUGGUGAAGGGUUGCCAGGAUGCCCUUGGCAAGUGCUUUCGAUUUUUGGGGUGGUCCUUUCCCAAGAAGAUCAACAGCAAGAAAGCUUGGCACGACCACCCGCAGAUUGCAGAGAUCCUCUGCCGGCAAAUCUCCUGGAAAGUCAAGAUGAUCCCCGCAGUCUUGCUCCAGUGCUUGGACCAUCUCCAGUGCCCGCAGGUUUCCAUCCGGAGGGCGGCGGCCAUAUUUAUCGGUUGUGCCACCCAGUGCACAGAGCCCGCUGCCAUCACUCAAGAGAAAAGGGAGCUGAUAUUCCUGUCCCUCUCCAAACUGCACCGAGAUCCUGACCCUUCCGUCCGCCUGGCGGCCUCACAAGCCACACAGAUGGUCCAGGAAGCCUGUGGGAUCCCAGUGGGCGCAUCCCGAACCCAGAACCAGGAGGAGCACGAAGGCCUCCCCAGCAGAGGAUUUUUGGACAUCCCAGAUCCUGCCCUGACUCACCGAUGGAACCCAGGCUCGCCGGUCUCCCACCAGAUUGUGGCCAGCAACGCCCGGCGGCGAAUCUCUGGGCCGACCCGACAGGCUUGAUUCCACACACCCCCAGGAAUCACUUCUUCUCUCCCUCUGGAGAAAUUCCCGAGUCCAGACGGACCCAAGAGUCCACCAGAGAGGUCCCAGCGGCUGGUCCCAGCGAACCGAGCUCAGUCCAGAGAUGAAAACCAGCAGAAGGCGCUUGCUUGGGCAGCACUGCUGGGAUUCGGCCGACCUGCUCCGUUUAGCAGGAGACACCCGCCCGCCCCUUCAGUUUUCCUCCCGCUUCCCAAAAAAAGCAGCGGAAGUUUGAGGGUCCGAGCCUCUGCAGGAUCAUGAAAUGUGGGAUGAGCACAAACAGAUGGGAAAGCUGGGAGGAGAAAGACACGAGGAUCAGCCAACCAGCCCUAGGCCUUGGCCUGCAGGAAGCCUUUGGCUUUUUGGCAAAUGGAAGUGCCGAUUCCAGGACAGGCCCGGAAGAGAUGACGUGAUUAGUCUCAGCCAUGAGAGGGGAAAACGAAAACCUCUGCGGAAGCCGAACAUUUGUAGAAGUCAAUGCAGCGAGAGUGCUCAUAUGAUCGUUUCCUAUGUUAGGAUAUAUAACGUGCAAUGAUGGCAUACUGUAUAGACAUGUAACCGAGAACAAUAAA
Pogona vitticeps (central bearded dragon) is the source of this 1357-nucleotide messenger RNA. Lineage: Eukaryota; Metazoa; Chordata; Lepidosauria; Squamata; Agamidae. The record is from RefSeq and is a predicted model, not a curated record.